GAGCAUUCAGUUCAAUUUUAUACGCCACAAAGAGAAGAACAUACAUUUAUUUGAAUCAGUCGUGAAACUAAAUUUGUGAUUUUCCAAUUGGAAGAAACGGAUAAUUUAUUUUCUUUUUUAUUAUUAAAAAUUUGUGAAUAUACAUCAAACAUUAAAUUAAAAAUAUAAUAUAUAAACACUCAAAAUGAGGUUAUGCAUAGUAUUGGCUGUAGUGGCCUUUGUUGGCCUUUCUCUUGGAGAAGAGAAGAAAGAAAAGGAUAAGGAACUCGGAACAGUGAUCGGUAUCGAUUUAGGAACCACAUACUCAUGUGUUGGAGUCUAUAAGAACGGUCGAGUUGAAAUUAUUGCCAACGAUCAGGGUAAUCGUAUUACACCAUCGUAUGUUGCAUUCACUGCCGACGGAGAACGUCUCAUUGGUGAUGCUGCCAAGAAUCAAUUGACCACAAAUCCCGAGAAUACAGUGUUCGAUGCUAAGCGUUUGAUCGGACGUGAAUGGUCGGAUUCUAACGUUCAACAUGACAUCAAAUUCUUCCCAUUCAAGGUUGUUGAAAAGAACUCAAAGCCACAUAUUAGUGUAGCCACCUCGCAGGGUAACAAGGUAUUUGCCCCCGAAGAAAUCUCAGCUAUGGUUUUGGGUAAAAUGAAGGAAACUGCUGAAGCUUAUCUCGGCAAAAAGGUAACACACGCUGUGGUCACUGUACCAGCCUAUUUCAAUGAUGCACAACGUCAAGCCACCAAAGAUGCUGGCGUUAUUGCUGGUUUGAAUGUUAUGCGUAUCAUUAACGAACCAACUGCCGCUGCUAUUGCAUACGGUUUGGACAAGAAGGAAGGUGAAAAGAAUGUGUUGGUAUUCGAUUUGGGCGGUGGUACCUUUGAUGUAUCCCUUUUGACUAUUGAUAAUGGUGUAUUUGAAGUCGUUGCUACCAACGGUGAUACCCAUUUGGGUGGUGAAGAUUUUGAUCAGCGUGUAAUGGAUCACUUUAUUAAGCUGUACAAGAAGAAACGUGGAAAGGAUAUCCGCAAAGACAACCGUGCCGUACAAAAAUUGCGUCGUGAAGUCGAGAAGGCAAAGCGUGCUUUAUCAUCCAGUCAUCAAGUCAGAAUUGAAAUUGAAUCGUUCUUUGAAGGUGAGGAUUUCUCUGAGACCUUGACCCGUGCCAAGUUCGAAGAAUUGAACAUGGAUCUGUUCCGAUCAACAUUGAAGCCAGUCCAAAAAGUCUUAGAAGAUGCUGACAUGAACAAGAAGGAUGUCCAUGAAAUCGUUUUGGUCGGUGGAUCCACCCGUAUUCCCAAGGUACAACAAUUAGUGAAGGACUUCUUUGGAGGAAAGGAACCAUCACGAGGAAUCAAUCCCGAUGAAGCUGUUGCUUAUGGUGCUGCUGUUCAAGCUGGUGUAUUAUCCGGUGAACAAGAUACUGAUGCCAUUGUAUUACUUGAUGUAAAUCCUUUGACUAUGGGAAUUGAAACAGUUGGAGGAGUUAUGACCAAACUGAUCCCACGUAACACUGUCAUUCCAACAAAGAAAUCACAGAUUUUCUCAACUGCCUCUGACAACCAACACACUGUUACCAUUCAAGUGUACGAAGGUGAACGGCCAAUGACAAAGGACAACCAUUUACUUGGUAAAUUCGAUCUCACAGGCAUUCCACCAGCACCACGAGGUAUUCCACAAAUUGAAGUUUCUUUCGAAAUUGAUGCCAACGGUAUUCUGCAAGUAAGUGCUGAGGACAAGGGUACAGGAAACAAGGAAAAAAUUGUGAUCACCAAUGAUCAAAACCGACUGACACCAGAUGACAUUGAUCGCAUGAUCAAGGAUGCAGAGAAAUUCGCCGACGAAGACAAGAAACUCAAAGAACGUGUUGAAGCCAAGAACGAACUCGAAUCAUACGCCUACAGCUUAAAGAAUCAAAUCGGCGACAAGGAAAAACUCGGUGCCAAAUUGAGCGAUGAUGAAAAGACCAAAAUGGAAGAAGCAAUCGACGAAAAAAUCAAAUGGAUGGAACAAAACGCCGAUGCCGAUCCAGAAGAAUACAAGAAACAGAAGAAAGAACUGGAAAGCAUAGUGCAACCCAUCAUUGCCAAACUGUACCAAGGACAAGGAGGAGUGCCACCAACAGAAGAAGGUGACGACUUAAAGGAUGAGCUGUAAGAGACGAGUGUUCCGAUCAUUGAGAUAAAGGAGAGAUAAGAUUGAAGGGGAGAAAAUAAUGGAGAGGGCGUCUAAGAAACCAUGAACCCCAAGCUCUCCAAUUAAAGCGCUCACACAAAAGAAAAUUCUCCACUAAGUUAAGGCAUUUCAAAACACAAACUAAGAUCAUAUGUUUUUUUGUAAUUUAAUUUAAAUUAAUUUAUUGAUUUACUUCUAAGAGUUUUCUUCAUUUUUUAAAUGUUUUUGUUUAAUGAUAAAAAAAAAAAUUAUAAAUCAAGUCAAAAUUUUCGACUGACUUAAAAUGAAGAAUUUAGAGUUGUUUCAAUAGACAAAGAAAAGAAAAUCGCGAAAUAAAAGAAUAGCCCUUUCGAUUUUUACGAAGGGGCAAUACAUAUUAGAAAAAAAAAUAAUUUUUUGUUUUUCUUUUAUCAAAAUACUUUGUACUUUCCUCUAUUUUUCGUUUGCUAUUGCCCACCGGCGGUUUAUUUGAGUCGACUGAAUUUUAUGUUUAAAGGAAAUAAAAUUAAAUGGUAUACGUUACGGAUCUCCACUUUAUUUUUAUUCGAAACAAAAAAGUGUAGAAAAUGUAUGAUAGUUUCCUUUUUGUAAGAAAAAUAAACUUAAUUAAAAAAUAUUGAAA
This is a messenger RNA of Episyrphus balteatus (marmalade hoverfly), 2789 nucleotides long. RefSeq names its product endoplasmic reticulum chaperone BiP (gene Hsc70-3). Bases 185 to 2149 code for a protein of 654 amino acids. Gene Ontology annotation, biological process: protein refolding; endoplasmic reticulum unfolded protein response; cellular response to unfolded protein. Lineage: Eukaryota; Metazoa; Arthropoda; Insecta; Diptera; Syrphidae. The transcript has 3 exons. Gene Ontology annotation, molecular function: ATP-dependent protein folding chaperone; misfolded protein binding; ATP binding. Gene Ontology annotation, cellular component: nucleus; membrane; endoplasmic reticulum lumen. The record is from RefSeq and is a predicted model, not a curated record.